Molecule: messenger RNA, 4142 nt
Organism: Amoebophrya sp. A25
Lineage: Eukaryota; Dinophyceae; Syndiniales; Amoebophryaceae
Source: the annotation of a GenBank genome assembly
UCGAACCUUCCAAUUCUGAGGGCUGGUUUUGAAAACUGCUAAAGGUUGGUCACGAGAUAACCAUCAAGGAUUCCUUUCUCGUCCUUGAUCUUGCCAGGCGUAGAAGAAUGUUUGACAUAAACAUCAAGAAUCGUUUGAACUACCUCUAAUUUAAUCUCAUGAAGAAGAUUGAACAAAGAAGCAAUAGAUCACAUACAUAUUUCGUACAACUACAUCAUCUUUGUUUUACAGAUGCGGAAUUGGAGAAGCUGCCCUUCUUGAACUACAUCAUGACUUCAAGUACGUAGUAAUGGGCUAGUAGUUGCUCUUAUUCUAAUUAAGUACAUUUUUUGAAUUUUUACUUUUAUAACGAGCUGUUGUUCGAGCAUCCUCUUUCUCUGGCGUCCAGUCUAGUUCCUGGUCUGCGAUUGAAAUUGAUGAUUGUAAAAGGAAAAAAUUUUAUAUGGGAUGAAAAGUUGCAAAGUGAAUCUUGUCCGGCAAAUUAGUGGAAAGUCGUGCGGUUUUCAGUCUUUUUAUCUCGCUAGCUAACCGCUGUACUCAACCUGUUCUUGUUACAAGAACUAAUUGUAAUUGAAGAUUUGAAGAAUUUUUUUUUUGAUACACAGCAGUAGGUGAAGAUCAAUCGGACCCGCCACUAAGAGUGGUUGGCGUUCUUAACUUGCUCGAUCGAUUAACCUAACAGUUCUUAAAAACAUACUUAUAAGUGCAUAGAAUAGGUAUAGCGGAAAAAAUGUCGGGCGAUAUCGAAUUCAAGCUCAAUGAGCUUGAUACGCGUUACAAGAAUGAUAUGCGAGAGGUACUAAGAAUUCGUCAGUACUUGCACUGGCUUGGAAGCAGAAUAAUGAAGAAUGUCUGCUGCUUGUCCCUAUGCAUAAGGACAAGAGUGUGAAUUUUAUAUACACAUGCCACUAUAUUCUCCUCAAUGAACAAAGUACGCUUACGUGAACUAUUUAUCUUGAAUAACAAUCAACACUAUUGUCCUCCUCUCUGCAGAUGACGGAGAAGGUGAAAUUUCUGGAGAAAGAUAAUAAUAGUUUGCGGCGAAAGCUGGAGGAUCACGAUGAUGAAUUGCGAAGCACGAGAAGGAAGAUGGCCUCCCUCCAGGCCAGUAGCAACUCCCUUGAAUCGACAUCGCACGAUGUGCGUCGAGUAGAGUGGACUAUCCCUGGAAUCCGUGAUCGGCUGAAGGCGCAAGACAAAGGUAUCCAUGAUUCGUCCGAUGUUGUGUCUUAUUUGAUAACUUGGGCGCUGUGCUGAUAUACUACAGACGCUGCAAUUAAUACAACUAGUUAUAUAUACUAAGUUGUGAUGUGAAAAAGUUGACACAGUGACCUCGCUUCUCGCAAUUUAGGUAUGAGCAUUUGGUCUCCAGAAUUUUCUGCUCGUGGAAUCAACGGUAUUCAGUUGGAGUUUUUCCCAAAUGGGCGGGAGUCAACGACAAUUACAGGAUUUUGUUCCUUAUUUUUGUGGUGCCCAAGUGGCACGAAAAUCAAGUACCAGCUCUCCGUAGGUUAUGAUCCCAAGACCUUAUUUAUCUAUCCCUUUCCAGUCCUACAUCUCGAUGCCCUCGUGACACCUUUGUACUGAAGCACGGCUCUUCUACUUUCUUCAAACGAUCAUGGAUUACUCAGAAGAAAAACUACCAAUACCAUGUGCAAAGGAUUGUACUUGUAUCUUCGAGAAGAUGUUGUUCAAAGACACCACGACGGAAUUAGAGGAUGGCAGCACGACCCUCUUGUUCUAAGAAGUAAGUAGUACGCCCAGCACCCUCUUCUAAGAUAAGAAGCAUAUGCGAGCACCUGACGAGGAUACAUACGAUGGCCGCAUGGGUCACGGUCAUUCCAAUUUCUGCAUGCUAGAAGCAGAAAUCACGCAAGACUCCGUCACAGUGGCCGUCGACAUAUUGGAGGUUCAUAUUCGAAACUAAAUAACAGGCACGUCCUGCUACAUCAUAAUGUUUAUAUCAUGAUCAGGAGUCUUGAUAUUUACAAGAAUUUUUAGGCUGUCCCCAUGACAACGAGUUGUCUUUAAUAUGCUGGAAGAUGGAAGAUUCAAACUCAAAACCACGAGAUAUACUCAGGUUGAGAAGACGCAGUAUGUGCAGUCUGACCUUGGGUCGUUGCAAAUUUACACGGGCGCAGUCCGCUCGCAUAUCGAUCAAGAGGCGCAGGUAGUUUCUUGAUGCUUGUACAGACCCGUGGAGUUGGAUAUUAGUUUGUCGCGAGCCAUUUCGACGCCGACACUCGUUGAGAUCUACUUGAAUGUGCCUCACGGGGUAGUUUAGCUUUCAGAAUUUUGACCAUAAUUAGUUCACCAAGACCACAUACGAAUACAACAAGUUGAGUAGACCUAAAAUCAUUUCCUUAUACAGUAGAGGAAAUUUUAGUUUACUUCUCAAAUAUCACAGAUUCUGACGAACCGGAACAUCUCUCGAGUCGAGUGGAGGCUGAUUAAUAUGGAAAAGAAGUUAGCAAAUCUUCCUCGGGGAAGCAGCAUUUACUCGCCUAUUUUCUCUGCGGCCGGAAUCAGAGAAAUCCUUCUCGAAUUUUAUCCAAACGGUACUGGUCUAUGGUUUGAAAUAUUGUGUUUUUGAGUUUGAUGUGUUUGCCUAUUUUCCUUGAAGAUUUUUGUGAGAGGACAUUUCCUUCUAAACAAUGUUCGAAAUGAUCAGUAAUGAUCUGCAUGGUUAAUUUCUUUAGGUUCGCAGAACACAACUAAGGACGGCGCUUGCGCGUUUUACAUACGGUGUCCUGAGGGCACUAGCAUCGUCGUGACCCUCUUUGUCGGUAACUACAAGAAGGGACCGAUCGUCGCCCACUUUGACGGCAGCGCAGGCAAAGGAUUGCCAGACUUCUGUGAAAUUGCGAAGGAAAUCGAGGAUGACCAGCUCGUGUUGGGUCUCGAAUUGCAGAACCAAGCACUUGAGAAGGAGAUGAAGCGCAGCACCCUGCAUCUGACAUCAUAGAUAAGUAGACAAAGAUCAUUUAGCACCAAGAUGAAUUAUGGAGAGGAAGUAGAAUGAAGAAAAUGAGGGAAAAAAAUGAUGAAAAGGAGACUGCAACUCUCACGACAAGAGUCUCUGAAAAAUAAAGUUAAAGUGUUUCCAUUGAGGUUGGUUUGCUACGUAGUGGAUGCCUUAGGAAGAGGGCGACCAAAGUGCUCUGACCACUUUGUAGGCAAGUAGCUUCAUGUUGCGAAAGUAGAAAUGUUUGCUCUCGUACCGCAAGUGGGCCAACGUGGACCAGGAGGAGGUUGUAGAGCUUUAUCGUUUAUUAAUUAGUGAGAAGAAAUCUUCCAAAUUUCGAUUCAACAUUGUGCUAAUUGUUUACGCCUGAAAAUAUCACUUACAUUUUUGUUUUCGUUUAAUAUAUAUAGGUACAAUCUAUCAGCAUCAUAUACUCAUUUUCUUACAAUUCAAAUCAAACUCAAAUCCAACCAACGUACAACAACUACAACUGGUAAUACUAGGAAGCAAGUCAACUCACAGCAGGGACACUUGGGGGAGGGGGAACCAACGGUCGUGUCUCAUUCUGUGGGACGUGGUGGUUGUCUGCCAUGAAAUAUAUAAAACGUUUCCAAAGAUCGUUUUAUACGACGUAGCACCAUGUUGCUAUGACAAGGUAAAGUAUCGUACUAGACAAAAAGAGACUCAGUUACAAAAAUGGCUAAGGCAAACAAAGGUGCGCUGAUAUCUUCUAUCAGAAAGAAUGACUGAGGAAAAAAAUGCGAUCAACAUCAACGGGGAAAACUAGGUGAUACUUGUUGCGAUGUAGGUACUACCGCUGCUAAUGAAUGUGGACUCCUGAUUCCGAUUUGAAUGAAGAAGAUUUGUUGCUCACCAUUUUUUUCCCGGUAUGUUUCCCAUAGAACCCAUCACCGUCUCCCGCCGUGGAUAAUAUAGACGCCAUCCUCGUCGUGCACUCCUAGAGCAUGAAAAAUACCAAAACCUCAUCAUCUCCGGUGGAAAAUAUUAAUAAAACUUUCAAGAUAUUCCGCUCAUUCAGCUCCAGCAAGAGCAAAAAGCUUGGCACACCUCUAGUUGCCACGGGCUGGCUCGUGCGGUUUCGUCACGUCGUGCCUCAUCAAGCGAGAUCAUGGAAAGUUACCGGUGCAUCUGGCGAUGCUUCUACUAAGAUUGUGCC